Messenger RNA from Pogona vitticeps (central bearded dragon), 2853 nucleotides. It is a transcript of the gene TTLL9, whose product is annotated as tubulin tyrosine ligase like 9. Gene Ontology annotation, cellular component: ciliary basal body. Gene Ontology annotation, biological process: microtubule cytoskeleton organization; protein polyglutamylation. Gene Ontology annotation, molecular function: tubulin binding; ATP binding; tubulin-glutamic acid ligase activity. Lineage: Eukaryota; Metazoa; Chordata; Lepidosauria; Squamata; Agamidae. The record is from RefSeq and is a predicted model, not a curated record.
CUGCGGAUGACCAGCUCCAGUUUCUCCUGUAAAGAAACUCUGCCUCAGGCUGAGUCGAAAUGCCCUUCCUUGCCGUUUGGAUCCAUCCAGGGUCCUCCCCUCUGGAUCUGGAGAAGGCCAGCUUGCUCCCUCUUCCAGAACGUGAACUACAAAGGGCCCUAUGGUUACCCGAAACUGAAAGAACGAGAACCCCGUGCUUGCAUCCGAUUUAAGUGUGCCCUCACAAACACAAUUUUAGAUGUCCUUCGACAACGGCCGGGAUGGGUCGAAGUGAAAGAGGAAGGUGAGUGGGACUUUUACUGGUGUGAUGUUCGGUGGCUCCAGGAAAACUUUGACCACACCUACAUGGAUGAGCACGUGCGUAUCAGCCACUUCCGGAAUCACUAUGAGCUGACUCGGAAGAAUUACAUCGUGAAGAACCUGAAGCGGUUUCGGAAGCAGUUGGAACGAGAGGCCGGGAAACUGGAGGCCAUGAAGUGUGACUUUUUCCCAAAAACCUUUGAGAUGCCUUCCGAGUAUCACUUGUUUGUGGAAGAAUUUCGCAAGAACCCCGGCAUCACCUGGAUCAUGAAACCGGUUGCCCGAUCUCAAGGAAGAGGCAUUUUUCUCUUCCGGAAGCUCAAGGAUGUGAUUGACUGGAGGAAGGAUGGUGUUCGCCUCGAUGACCAGAAGGAUGAAAUUCCAGUAGAAAACUACGUAGCUCAGCGCUAUAUUGAGAACCCAUAUUUAAUAGGAGGUCGGAAGUUUGACUUGAGGGUCUACGUCCUCGUCAUGUCGUAUCUCCCACUCAAAGCUUGGCUGUAUCGCGAUGGCUUUGCUCGGUUCUCCAACACGCGCUUCACGCUGAACACCAUCGACGACCAUUAUGUUCACCUGACCAAUGUUGCCGUACAGAAGACAGCUCCUUACUACGAUCCUGAGAAGGGGUGCAAGUGGAUGAUCCAGAAGUUCCGUCUCUACCUGACGGCCAAGCACGGCCCGGAAGCUGUGGAGGCCCUCUUCUCCGAGAUGGACAACAUCUUCAUCAAGAGCCUGCAGAGCGUCCAGAAAGUCAUCAUCAGCGACAAGCAUUGCUUCGAACUCUACGGUUACGACAUUUUGAUCGACCAGGACCUCAAGCCGUGGCUGCUGGAGGUGAACGCAUCCCCCUCCCUCACGGCUAGCAGCCAGGAAGACUAUGAACUCAAGACCCACCUGCUGGAGGACACGCUCCACAUCGUGGACAUGGAGGGCAGGUUGACGGGGAAGGAGAAGCGUGUUGGGGGCUUUGAUCUUAUCUGGAAUGACGGUCCUGUCAGCAGAGGAGACGGCAACCUGGAUACUCCCAUGAAUGGCUUUGUAGCAAAUACACAUCUAGGCUACAACAAUGACAGGAAGAAACAUCUGAAGCAGCUUUUCAAGGCUUUUCAGACACAACAGAAAGCGUAACCCUCACCCCUGAGCGCUGCGUAAAGAUGGUCGAAACCCUGGGCAGGGUCUUCCUUUCUGUUGCAGAGCUACAUGGGGCAGGCGCAUGUGUGUGUGUGUGUGUGUGUGAGCCGUGCUGCCUCAGCAAAUAGCUUCUGGGAUCUUCAGGAACAUCACUGGAGUAACAAGCAGGCCAAGCACAAGGAGAGACCAGGCGCUUGGUGAGAGCGCCCGAGCACCGCGGGUUUUGUACAGUGGGCCCCACUGGAGGAUAUCCUGCUGCUCCCCUGGACAAGCCCAAAAUAGACUGUGGCAGUAGAUAGAGCGAGAGGAAGGGGGCAGCACCAUUUUUGCUCUGCCCAUGCCAGCAAUCGUACAUAUAUUCUUACCCCAACGGAAGCCUCAGUAGAAGGUUGUGUCCCCCACACAAACACUCUUUCUUGCCUGCCAGACUGCCUUUGCAGUAAGCAUGGAUUUUUUUUUAAAAAAAAAAAACCUAACUCCUCACUUACAGAACUCAGAAGCCUGCUCAGUGGGUUUCUGCUGCAUCGUGAUGUUGUGGGGGUGGGGAGAAACAGAAGCGACGGGGACUUCCAACCAGUCCAAAAAAACGGUGCCCUGUUUUCUAUGCUCACAGUUAUAGCAUCCAGAAUGAUGCUGAAAUACACAAAUGUCUUAGGGCAACAGCAACCUUUUAGAGCAUGCAAGAGAGUCCUCAUUGGAGGAGGUCUGGGCAGAUAAGCAUGAGCAGAUCCUUGGACAGUCAAGAUAACUCCCCUCCCCACCCCAUUGUUCUCUGUAAACAAGCAAAACUAGGAAGUAUCAGUGUGAACUGUGCAGCAGGAACCAGACCAUUAACAUCGGCUGCUUGUUGGGUUAGUCUCAAUAUUUAUGGAAGCUGAUCCACGGGUCCACCUGGCCCCAACGGUGGCAGUCCCACGCACCAUGAGCGGCCAUUCUGAAUGCUCCGACACAUAUUGAGGUCCACGGUCAUUUUGAAAAUUUCAGGAUACACGGCCGGCUAGAGCCGUCGCACGAGCAGCCAGAACACAAGGUGGCCUAGAGCUUCUCUGGACUCAAGGGGUCGGUGUACGUGCUCAGAAAGUUAGUUUAAUCGUGCGCCAGGAUAUCCACGAUAUGUAAACACAAUACAGUGAAUAAAACAGACACAGUAAACCAAACAAUACUGAAUACAUUAAUAUGCCAUGAACUUUACAGUUCCUUUAAAACAUUAAAGAUUAAGUGAACACCAGACAUAUUAAUAAGUUUGUUAACAAUAUUUAGCACCAACGAUGCAGUGUUAAGCAAUAUGGUAAACUGUUCACAUUAAUGUAUCUUAACAAACUAUCUUGCUCACAUAUAACCCACAUGGGAGAGAGAGAUUCACAAGAAACCGGGCCUUCUUGGCGGUGGCUCCUCGCCUCUGGAACAAUCUGCCUCCAGAGA